Hordeum vulgare subsp. vulgare (domesticated barley) is the source of this 2458-nucleotide messenger RNA. RefSeq lists its product as uncharacterized. The coding region runs from base 164 to 2326 and encodes 720 amino acids. The record is from RefSeq and is a predicted model, not a curated record. The transcript has 4 exons. NCBI's taxonomy places the organism in Eukaryota, Viridiplantae, Streptophyta, Magnoliopsida, Poales, Poaceae.
AACCUCCAUUCAUUUCCUUGAUGCCACUCCAUCCUCUCCUUGAACGACCCGAUAUAUACAUGGACAUAUCAUUAAAUUACCCAGUACGCAAAUGACCGCGCCGCCAUUGUUUCGAUAGAUUGUGAGUGGAGAGCAGAGCGCCUUCAUUUUCCUCUCGCCCGCAAUGGCGUCCGAUUUUGACGAAGACCAGAACGUUCCCUACGCACAUCCAGCAGGCCCCCCUGCGCUGGACAGAGCCGACAACGUGCGGCUGAGGGGGCACGCCAGCGACCGGGCGCCACUCCAUGAGAACCGGCAGCAGGUGCUGCUGGAGGUCAUCGACGCGUCCUCCGCCGGCGGCGACCGCAGGCUGGGGCUGGACCUCGUGGCCGUCCUGGACGUCAGCAAAAGCAUGAGGAAGAACGACCGGCUGGGCAAGAUGAAGACGGCCAUGCACUUCGUCAUCAACAAACUCGGACACAUGGACCGCCUCUCCAUCGUCAAGUUCUCCGAGGAGGCGGAGAGGCUGUGCCCGCUGCUCUCCGUCACCCCGCCUAACAAGGCACGCCUCAACCAUCUCGUCGACGGCUUGCAAGUCAUCGACCCAACCAAUAUAAGAGACGGCCUCGAGGCCGGCCUCAGCGUCCUCGCCGGCCGACGCAUCACCGGCGGCCGCGUUGCCAGCAUCUUUCUCUUGUCCGAUGGGGACGAGAACAGAGGGCAUGCUACUACUGUUGAUGUCAGCGAUGUGCCCGUCUACACGUUUGGGUUUGGUACGGACUACGACCCCAAGGUGUUGGACGAGAUCGCGAGAAGGAGCAAAGGAGGAACGUUCAACUUCGUAGAUGACGAGGAGAACAUGACCGAACCCUUCUCGCAGAUCCUGGGUGGUCUCCUCAGCAUCGUGGUACAAGACCUCAAGCUCAUUGUUUCCCCACAGCGAGGCGAGUCCAUAAUAGAGGGCGUGGACUCCCGGCUCUACCAGCAGACGUGGGACGCCGGCUCCGGCUCCAUCACCGUCCAUUUCGGCGAUCUCUUCGCCGGAGAAGUACGCAGGGUUAUCGUCCACAUCUCCCUCCCUGAAGUCAACCAGAAGAAAGACGUCACCGCCAUCAUCGCGCAGUGCUCCUAUAGUGUCCGGGGACAACCUCUCUACUCCCGUGGAUUGGCGGUUCCUAUGCGCCGCACCCCAACUGGAUCGGCUGACCUGAGCCGCAUGAGGCCGGUAGCCCUGAGGAACGAGCUAGCCCGCGGCCGCCACGUAACCUUUCUAGAGGAGGCGCGUACGCUGGCGGACAACAAUGACCUCCACGGCGCCGAUGGAAAGCUGGUGGAGGCCAGGAACGAUCUUGCACCCGAGCAGUCCAACUCCAUGAUCCACACCCUCAGGGCGGCGCUCGAUAAGCUGCUGGAGAUGAUCAGGUCGCCGGGCGGCCCCCGCGCCGGCUUCGCCGCCUACCUGCGGUCGCUGAAGACGUCGCAUGAUCGCGAGCGCGUCUCGGCGACCGGCGACGUCAAGGGCGUCAGGCUCUUCGAGACGCGGCACACGAGCGCGUUCCGUGGGCAGGCCAAGCGGUUUGAGAAGCAGUCCACCAUGGGGCGGCGACCGGCUCCCCACGAGUUCAAGGAGGAGGAGGAGGACGCGAAUAGACUCAGGGAAGAAGACGGGCGCAUGGAGAGGCGGCCGGUGUUGGUGGAGGCGAGGAGUGGUCUCUGGAAGACCUGGUGGGGGGACGACGACAAGCAGCACCGGAGGUCCGCCAGGUCCACGUCGGCGUGCGCGUGGGUGAUGUGCAUCCUGUGCCUGCUGCUCAUCGUCGGCUUGAUCGUCCUCGGCGUCUUGCUCUUCGCCGUCUACAACCACAAGAUGCCGUACCUGGCGGUCGCCGGCGCGCAGCUGGGGGCGCUCCAGUACGACGGCCAGGCCGGUACCGUCCAGAACCUUCAGAUCUCCAUCGCCUUCCUGGCCAUCAACAGGGACUCCAAGGCGGACGCCUAUUUCUCCCGCGUCAACCUCGCGCUGCAGCUCCACGGGGUUGACAUGCUUCUCCUCCGGGCGCCGCCGUUCGUCGUCCCGCCGGAUACCUCCAUGCCGCUGCAGUACAACGACGUGGUGUCCACCGGGCGGAGGCUGGACAAGGCCGGGAUGCGAUCCAUGGACAAGUCGCUCAACGCCGGCGUGGUGCCGUUCGACCUACGCGGCAAGGUGCGCAUGCGCGGGAAGACGGGCAUCUUCCAGAACACCCAGUUUUGGACACGCUUUUCCUGCCGUCUACGCUUCUUCUUCCCCGGUAACGGCACCGUCAUGCCGGUCGACCGCCGCAGUUGCCGCUCCAGGUGGCCGUAGCAGUCACACUUCCGCGUGUAUGAAGCUAAACACAUGUGUAUAUAUAUGCCCUAGCUGCAAGAGCCAACUGACUUAACCUAGCACACAUGGCAAAAAUACAUUACCAAAUCAACAUUAUUUUUAGUGGUAUAA